CCAGUCCCGGUGUAGCUAAAAGUGAGACAAGAUCAUCCAAUCCAUCAAUCAUAUCAAAGGACCGCAGGAUCACGUACUCCGAGGUACUUAAGAUGACUAAUAACUUCGAGAGGGUUCUUGGCAAAGGAGGGUUUGGAACAGUGUACCAUGGAAACUUGGAUGAUGCUCAAGUAGCAGUGAAAAUGCUCUCUCAUUCAUCAGCUCAAGGUUACAAAGAAUUCAAAGCAGAGGUGGAGCUUCUUUUAAGAGUUCACCACAGACAUUUGGUGGGACUUGUUGGGUACUGUGAUGACGGAGAUAACUUGGCUCUCAUCUAUGAAUACAUGGCAAAUGGAGACCUGAGGGAAAACAUGUCCGGAAAACGCGGAGGCAAUGUCCUAACAUGGGAAAACAGGAUGCAAAUAGCUGUAGAGUCAGCUCAAGGAUUGGAGUAUCUGCACAAUGGAUGUAGGCCUCCUAUGGUCCAUAGAGAUGUGAAAACUACCAACAUCUUGUUGACUGAGCGGUACGGAGCAAAACUAGCUGACUUUGGUCUCUCGAGAUCCUUCCCUAUCGAUGGUGAAUGUCAUGUCUCCACAGUGGUUGCAGGCACACCAGGCUAUCUAGACCCUGAGUACUACAGAACAAAUUGGCUAAGCGAGAAGAGUGAUGUGUACAGCUUUGGGGUAGUGCUACUAGAGAUAGUCACAAACCAGCCUGUGAUAGAUAAAACUCGAGAGAGACCUCAUAUAAUGAAUGGGUUGGGUUCAUGCUCACCAAAGGAGACAUCAGGAGCAUCAUUGACCCGAAACUGA
This is a messenger RNA of Brassica napus (rape), 794 nucleotides long. Its product is annotated as probable LRR receptor-like serine/threonine-protein kinase At1g51860. The record is from RefSeq and is a predicted model, not a curated record. Gene Ontology annotation, molecular function: protein kinase activity; ATP binding. The transcript is spliced from 5 exons. Lineage: Eukaryota; Viridiplantae; Streptophyta; Magnoliopsida; Brassicales; Brassicaceae. Gene Ontology annotation, biological process: protein phosphorylation. Bases 93 to 794 code for a protein of 233 amino acids.